Molecule: messenger RNA, 1615 nt
Organism: Esox lucius (northern pike)
Lineage: Eukaryota; Metazoa; Chordata; Actinopteri; Esociformes; Esocidae
Product: early growth response protein 1-B
Exons: 2
Coding region: 229-1500 (423 amino acids)
Biological process (GO): regulation of transcription by RNA polymerase II
Molecular function (GO): RNA polymerase II cis-regulatory region sequence-specific DNA binding; DNA-binding transcription factor activity, RNA polymerase II-specific
Source: RefSeq, a predicted model, not a curated record
AUUAACGGAAUACUGCAACCACAUAAAACCUAAGACUAAUCUUCACCGAUCCGAGGGAAUCCCCACAACCAAGGAUCUAAUCAGAUUAACAAUUUGAAGAUUGAGCAUUUAACUGAUUUAACUGACCAGUAGAUCGGUUCAUUGCAUCCGGACCUGCUAUUAAUAACGGGAUUAGGCGGUGUUUCCUCAGACACUUCUUCUUUCCGAGACCUUACGGGAUCCAUUAACAUGCUUUUCACCGAGGAAGACCUUUUCAUGUCUGAGUUCGAGGACGCGUGCAGCGCCUGGGUGGACAGCGUCGGCUCAGAGAACUCGAGCACCGACGGAACCGACUCGGACGUCGAAUCACCCUCACAACAAGGUUGUGUUUUUUCCCCGGGUACCGAUGGGUCUGAUUCGGAUUUCUUCUCAGACCUGAGCGAUUGUUCGUCAGACAGCAUUUCCCCGUCUCUAACCUUUACUGGGAGCUUCUACGCGGAGCCGGUACCGCCCUGCAGUACUGAAGCCCUGCUCAACAUGAUUACGGAGAUCGUGGGAAUCUGCACCGCGGAGGACCAGGCGACCAGCGGGUCCACCUCCCUUGCCGCCCCUGCCUCUACCGAGCUCUGCUCUCCAACCACCGAGCCUUCUUCUAGCAGCUAUUGCAACCCGGCUCUGGCCGAGAUUCCUGCUGUCCCUACCGGCGUAGUAAUGCAGACUCUCCCUACUGGUCCUGUGGUGGUCAAGACCGAGGUGAACAGCAGCUGUCACUUCUCCCACCCGGGUCCAGAUACCUUUCCCACGGGCAGCUUGGAGCAGCUCAUCCCGCUGUCUGGUCUGUCGCUGGACCACCAGGUGGAUGUCAAGGAUUUACUAGACUCUCUGCUGCUCACCGAAAUUAAGUCAGAGUCUGACAUUAAACAGGAGCCGUGCUUUAUGGAAGACUGGGCUCAGAACUACUCAGUACCGGCUAACGGAAGCUACGUAAACAACAGCUUCCUGGAACUCCAGACUGGGGUCUCAGCGCAGCAGCAGGAGGGCGCUUGCGGAGACCUGGCCGCCUUUACAGCUUCUCUGUCCUCCUCCUCUCUGGACGCUCUCCUCGCAUCUUUGCUCCCUGGUGCGUUCCCGAAGAGCAGGGGCGUGCACUCGACUGCAGGAGGGAGCAAAGCGACUUGCCAGUCUAGGACCGGGGCGGUGAAAGUGAAGCCGUUCCCGUGUCCCAUCACCGGCUGCGAGAGGCGCUUUUCCCGCUCAGACGAGCUCAACCGCCACGUGCGCAUCCACACAGGCCACAAGCCGUUUCAGUGCACAAUCUGCCUGCGCAGUUUCAGCCGGAGCGACCACCUGACCACGCACACGCGCACACACACGGGAGAGAAACCCUUCUCUUGCGAGGUGUGCGGAAAGCGGUUUGCACGCAGCGACGAGCGAAAGAGGCACGGGCGUGUGCACGUGAAGCAGCAGCUGAAAGCUCAGAUGAUGGCCGCCUACAACCUGGCCUUCCCGGGUGGAGUCUGAACUGUUCUUUAAAUCCAUAAAGUUGGCCUAGCGGCCCUGAGUUUCAAUCUGCUCGAUAGAAGACUUCGGUUGUUCCACUGGCUUCGGUUGGAUCCGUCUUCCCAGUAACGCUGGC